Solea solea (common sole) is the source of this 3931-nucleotide messenger RNA. It is a transcript of the gene ampd3b, whose product is annotated as adenosine monophosphate deaminase 3b. The record is from RefSeq and is a predicted model, not a curated record. Gene Ontology annotation, biological process: IMP salvage; AMP metabolic process. Bases 328 to 2664 code for a protein of 778 amino acids. Gene Ontology annotation, cellular component: cytosol. Lineage: Eukaryota; Metazoa; Chordata; Actinopteri; Pleuronectiformes; Soleidae. Gene Ontology annotation, molecular function: AMP deaminase activity. The transcript has 18 exons.
CUCUGCACUUGUUCACACUGGCACUGAAAGAGUAAACUGGAUGUCUGCAGUCGAAGAGGCUGCUCUAUAAGGCGCUGUCUUCUGUCCUGUGAUGCCUAAUAAGGGUCGCUGCAGUACCAAGAGGUAUUUACAUUGUGCACCAACCUGCAAACUCAAUGCAUUCCAUUCUUAGGGCAGGACGAGUGCAGACAUUUCCCUCAGCAGUGCACUCAACAUACCAUUAGAAGCAAAGGUGACUGAUAAUCCUCCAGUAUUAUCAGUGAGUGUGUCAGGAGGAGAUCUGGACUGCACUUUGAUCUCUUUAACUGAAUCAAAAACUAAUUCACAAUGAGUCAAAGCAGCGCGCCACUUUCUAAGCAGGAUUCUACGCCAUGCUUUGGGAGAGACAUGCCACGGCAUUUCCCAAGACUCUCGAUGAGCGAGGUGGACGAGACGGUGCGUCUCAUCGCAGAGAAGGUUUACGCCUCAGCCCUGAAGGAGGAAGACACCAAGGAUGCCAUGGCACUGUUCACGGUGCCAGAGGACUGUCCCAUUGGUCUGCAUGAGAACAUGGAGAGGGCACUGAAGAAGGAGUUGGCCGAGCAGCAAUCACAAGAAACUGUUAAGAAGAAGAAGAGUUUCAUGUUGAAACGCUCGCAGUCCAUAUCUUUACAGAUACCGGACAGUUUUGACGGGGCCCCGUCUGUGCCAUUCUCAUUGUUCCCCCUAGCCACAGCUGAGCCAUGUUUCCCAUCCAGUUUCCCAGACUUCCAGAGAGUUACAAUCAGCGGAGAUUACUGUGCAGGGGUUACAGUGGAGGAUUAUGAGCAGGCAGCCAAGAGUCUCCUUAGGGCCUUGCUUAUCAGGGAGAAAUACUCCAGACUGGCCUAUCACCGCUUCCCAAGGACAAUCGCCCGAUUCCUCCGCAGUGCUGAAAAUGAGAAGUGGCAGGAGGAGGACGAGACCUUGCCAGACAUCUGGCCUGCUCCUCAAGAGGGGGAGGACCCAUAUUCCACUGAAGGAAUUCCUGAGGACCUGAACUAUGUGCUGCAAGUAAAGAAUGGAAUAGUUCAUGUUUAUGAUAAUGCCGAUGCCCUAAAACAGGAGCAACCCCACAGCCUCCCUUAUCCUGACCUGGAGACUUUUGCCAUAGACCUGAGCUACGUACUCGCUAUGAUAGCUGACGGCCCAACGAAAACCUACUGUCACAGAAGGCUGAACUUUUUGGGUUCAAAAUUCUACCUUCAUGAAAUGCUGAAUGAAAUGGCAGAGCUAAAAGAGCUGAAAUGCGUUCCACACAGAGACUUCUACAACGUCAGAAAGGUGGAUACACAUAUACAUGCUGCUGCUUGUAUGAACCAGAAGCAUCUGCUGAAAUUUAUAAAGACCACAUACCAGACCGAGGAAGACCGUGUGGUUUUGGAGAAAGGCUCUCAGAAGAUCACACUCAAAGAAGUCUUCAGCAAGCUCCACAUGGACCCGUAUGACCUCACAGUGGACUCUCUGGAUGUGCAUGCUGGAAGACAAACAUUUCACCGCUUUGACAAGUUUAACUCCAAGUACAACCCAGUGGGAGCCAGUGAACUGCGAGAGAUUUACUUGAAAACCGACAACUACAUCGAGGGAGAAUACUUUGCACGUAUAAUCAAGGAAGUAGCAAAGGAGCUGGAGGAGAGUAAAUACCAGCAUGCUGAGCCGCGUCUGUCCAUUUAUGGCCGCUCUACCAGUGAGUGGCAGGGACUAGCAACGUGGUUCAUCCAGCACAAGGUGCACUCACCCAACAUGAGAUGGAUGAUCCAAAUUCCCAGGAUCUAUGACAUUUUCAAGUCAAAGAAAUUAGUACCACACUUUGCCAAGAUGCUGGAGAACAUUUUCCUCCCCCUUUUUGAGGCAACAGUCAAUCCAAAGAAACACAAAGAAUUACAUGUGUUUUUGAAAUACGUGACAGGAUUUGACAGCGUGGACGAUGAGUCCAAACACAGUGACCACUUGUUCACUUACAAAAGUCCAAAGCCGGAGGCAUGGACCACGGAUGACAACCCUCCCUACACCUACUACCUGUUCUAUAUGUACGCCAACAUCAUGGUGCUGAACAACCUACGCAAGGAGCGAGGGCUGAACACCUUCCAGUUUCGUCCUCACUGUGGUGAGGCUGGUUCCAUUACCCACCUCGUCUCCGCUUUCCUCACAGCUGACAACAUCUCCCAUGGACUCAACCUCAAGAAGAGUCCAGUGUUGCAGUACCUGUACUACCUGGCCCAGGUGCCCAUCGCCAUGUCUCCCCUCAGCAACAACAGCCUGUUCCUGCAGUACUCCAAGAAUCCUCUGCGAGAAUUUCUACACAAAGGCCUUUGUGUGUCGCUGUCCACUGAUGACCCCAUGCAGUUCCACUACACUAAGGAGCCUUUGAUGGAGGAGUAUGCCAUCGCUGGCCAGUUGUGGAAGCUGAGCACCUGUGAUUUGUGCGAGAUAGCGAGGAACAGUGUGCUGCAGAGUGGCCUCUCACACCAGGAGAAGAAACACUUCAUUGGUUCCAACUACCUAGAGGAAGGACCAGAGGGCAAUGACAUUCGGCGGACAAACGUGGCACAAAUCCGCAUGGCCUACCGCUACGAGACUCUGUGCAAUGAACUCAGUUUUCUUGUGGAUGCCGUGAAGGAGGAUGGCACUAACCCAGCUGAGUGAUCAACUACAACAGCACAAAUGGUGCCUUGAAAUGUCUGGGUAUAGUUUUGCACAGCAAACAACUUUUUUUUCACAAUUUCUUAUAAAUCUUCCGCAGUCAGCAAAAUGGUGUCCUUACAGUUUUGUUGUCCUUGUUACAGGCUUUUAGAGGGUUAUUUAAAACUGUGCUCGGCAGGAUCGCUACACAAAGGAUGCUUUGAGUUUCAUCCACAUGGUUAUUAAAUUACUCACACUUAAAGGCUGUUCUCUGUCCUGAGUUCAUCUCAUCAGAUGACAGGUGACCUGAGGCAAUCUCUCCAUCUCUAAAACUCUGUGCUCAUAUUGACAGUUAUUGUAAAACUCUCCUUCUUCUUUUUUUUUUUUUUAGAUUUAUUUGCUGUGUAGGAAGUAGCUGCCUUUACUGGAGUAGUGAUCCAGUGCUAGGUGGGACCUGUGUGCUGAGCAUGUGUAUAACACUGCUCUGGCUGUAGCCCAUGUUGGAAUCAAAUUUCCACUGUCAAAUGUCAAACUGCAGGCACAACAUGAGCAGAUAUAAACAAGACAAUUGCAACAAUUGCUCUGUGAGCUCAAUGCGUCACCAAAUAAUAAGUGGGUCCCCACAGAAAGUUUGGGAAACACUGUUAUAGUGUUCUUUCUCAUCUACAGCCUGCAGUGACAUGGGCACCAGUUAUGUAACACUGUGCAAGGAAAAAAUAACAUGUUUUAAACCAGUUCAUUUUUUUUUAACACAAAUUUGGUUAGGGAAGCCGAGUGUUGUCGGUAGUCUCCUAUGACUUUCAGAUUGUGCACCAUGUGAUGGGUCAAUGCUGAAGAUUUAGUUGCGAGGCUGUAAAUUAACCUAAAAAAACCUAAAUUACCUUAUGUUGAAAGGUUAUUGUAAAAUUAUUGAUCAAAAAUGCGCCAAAAAAUUCAUUAUUACAUUGAUUUUAUUUUUUGUAUUCAAAACUGUAUCAAUUAAAUUUGCCAAACCGCUUAAUUUUUCUGGGAUGGAGGUUGUUUUUAUUUGAAAGAAUGUUAUUUCUACUUAGAUAACCUUUUUGAUAGCAGAUAUUUGACAUAAAGUAAAGUAAAAAAUUGAAUGUACAUUUUUAGAAGCAACUGCAUAGUUGUUUUUUUUGUAUGUCACUUUAAUGUAGAUGUGUUUCAAAAUCCAUAGCAAAUGGUGCGAAGUGUAACUAAAUCUAAACGCUGUAAGAUUUUUCUAAUCUUUCUUAUGUUUGCCAUUUGUUAUAGUUUUUCAUACAUAAAAUAAACAAUGCACAACAGU